GUGCAAGUGCCGUGCAUGCAUUAUUUUUAUUCAAUUCCUGAAUGACGGCGACGUGAAAAGGGACGUCUGUCGGUAAAACAGUCAGUCCCUGAGUCUUUUGUACAAAUCAUCAUCACCUUGUCUACGGUCAAUCAUGAAUUUUUCCUAUGGUAAGCAGUUCACCUUUUAAAAAUACCCUAGGUUAUUUGAUCAACUGUUUCGGACAAUGAAAUGACACGUCAUUAGCAAAUGGUUCAGUGCAAGCUAAAACUGACAUCGUAGCGUAAGGACUUACCUACUGUUUCGCGCUUUUCUGAUUUGAUUUAGACAACGGUUGAAAUCUGCUUUUCACUAUUUUGACGCAUGCAACCAUGUCACUUUGUUAGUUUUAAUUCCAUGUGGUUACUUUUCUAUUUAUCUAAUCAGUCGCCCGUUUUGUUUUACUCCUGUCGAAAACCCAAGAUGGCGGAUCUAAUUGGCGGCUGUCUAGAAUCAUGAUGUAACUUACGGUCCUGUGCACAAUUUCGUUAGAGCACCAAAAAGACACGAAUGAGGGCCGUACGCCUCAAGAAAAACGCGUGAGGCCCUGAGUGCGAAACGAGGAAAAUGCUGCCAUGAACGCGUUUUUGCUUCGUCAGAAAAUUUCAAAAACACAACGGUCAUCUGAUAAAAUGCUUAUUGACUGAGUUAGGUCGGGCCGGACGGGAACAUUAAUAAUUCUCUAUUGUUAAAUAGAUAAUACAACUGUGGCGCCUUCUACCAGCCUAUCAACUUCACACACCGUGAUCAUCACAGUGCUGUACUCUCUGACACUCAUUGGGGCCGUGACAGGAAAUUUGCUUUUAAUUUUUAUCAUCAUUAAAAGGCGUGAGACAAGGACGUUAACUGGCUUCCUGUUCGUCAACAUGGCUGUCGCUGACCUCAUAGUAGCGAUUUUUGUCCUGCCUGCUACUAUGUCAACUCCUUAUACCGGAUCAAAGUGGUUGACUGGUCUCUUUGGAGACAUCACAUGCAGAGGAGUUUAUUUUGUCUUUCAUGUUACCAUUGCUGCGUCUAUUUUGAGUUUGAUGUUUAUGGCGAUAGAUCGCUACUUGGCCGUGCUAUUUCCUUUGCGAAAUUUCACCACAUUUCGACGUCCCAAACUCCUAACUCUUGUCAUUUGGCUGGUGUCUGUGAUAGUCAUGGUCCCAGUAGCCGUUAUGUGGACCGUGGAUCAACGUGGAGAUUGUGUAGCAGAGUUUACCGUGUUUGGAACUGACGAAAUGCAGGGUAUGCGUGGAUACUACCUAUACCUUUUCCUGUUGUUCUACCUAACUCCACUCUCUGUGAUAUCUGUGCUUUAUGGCCGUGUUUGCUUCAAAUUGUGGCGCCGACAGAUGCCUGGAUUGGUAACUUCAGAAACCGAGCGACGCAGAGGGGCAACAAAACGAAAAGUGGUGCGCACUCUUAUCAUAAUCACCGCUGUCUUCGCUGUUUGCUGGCUCCCAACUCAAGCAUAUCAUCUCAUUUUUGGAUUUGACUACGGACUUCAUGAACAGUCACCUCAAAUUGUAAUGUACAUGUGUUUUUGGCUUGGGCAUACCAAUAGCGCCUUUAACCCAUGGCUUUACAUGCUUUUAACUGAUAAAUUCCGCAGGGUCCUGCGAGAUUUCAUUCAUUGUAAAUUUUCCAGUUUGGGUCUCAGGCCAGAGACGUCGGUAAAGUACACCCAGAAUACUUCUGUCAGGGAUAACAGCCAUGUGAAACGACCUCCUUCAACGACUCGUCUGCGUGGAAAUGGCCUGCUUAAAGCCAGCGACGAGGAGGAAACUCCCAUAUGAUCUGACAAGGCUAGCCCCGAUGAGCAUUUCAUCAUUUCAUCCUGCUUAUAAAAAUCUGUUUCAUGGGAUACUUUUGCAUUGGGGUGUUUUACUUCUCUUUUGUAAAAGAAAUAUAAUACGAAUGAACCUGAGUGAGAGUUAAAGAGCGCUACAAUAUCAGAUCAGAUCGAGGUUCUCAGUGGU
Molecule: messenger RNA, 1982 nt
Organism: Porites lobata
Lineage: Eukaryota; Metazoa; Cnidaria; Anthozoa; Scleractinia; Poritidae
Source: the annotation of a GenBank genome assembly